Messenger RNA from Penicillium cosmopolitanum, 456 nucleotides. RefSeq lists its product as uncharacterized. The record is from RefSeq and is a predicted model, not a curated record. The transcript has 2 exons. NCBI's taxonomy places the organism in Eukaryota, Fungi, Ascomycota, Eurotiomycetes, Eurotiales, Aspergillaceae. Gene Ontology annotation, biological process: secondary metabolic process. Bases 1 to 456 code for a protein of 151 amino acids. Gene Ontology annotation, molecular function: CoA-ligase activity.
AUGUCAGCCGCUGCACCUCUUACAAACGAAUUAUCCUCGGCCUUGGAAGCCAAGUUCAAGGAGCUCUGCGAUACAGAGGUAUUCUGUACUCAAUCCUGGGGGUUGACUGAGACUUCCCCAAUGGCAACUGCUAUCCCUAAUGAUCGCAUGGAUAAGAGGGAGUCGGGUGUCGGGUGUAUCACGUAUAAUAUGGAGUUUCGCUUCGUUGAUCCUGAAACAAUGGCAGACGUAGCAAUUAAGUCGUAUAGAUCGACAGAACCUGCCGAAAUUUGGUGUCGGGGACCCAAUUUCCGUACCGGCGAUAUUGGAGCCAUCGAUAAGGAGGGAUAUAUCGCUAUCCAGGAUCGCAUCAAGGAAAUGAUCAAAUAUAAGGGUCUGCAGGUUAUCCCUAGUGAGCUAGAGGGAAAACUGAUCGAUCAUCCGGACAUUGAAGAUGCUGGGGUGGUCGGUAUGUAG